AUGCAUGAUUUGCCAGAUUAUGCAGAACAGUUUCUUAAUAUGAUUUGCAAGAUUUUAGAAGAAUAUCGAGACACUUGUCACUCAGCUUACAGGGGAAUUGUUCAAUAUGACUCUGAUGAGAAGAGAAUCAUCAGUGCAAUGUGGGCAAAAGAUGAAGACAUCAGCCGUUUCCUCAGGUCUCUCCCAAGUUGGCGCAGCCUGCUGCCUACAGGAGGCCAGGAGUUGAAUCUUACAGUAUGUUCUGAAGAGGAAAUGCGUGCACUGAAUUUGAAAGAAGCCAUGAUUCUUAUCAGCAACCUAUCCACUGCAGACUCCCUCAUUCCACAACAAGAGAUUAUUACCGAUGUCACUCAGAUGAGGACUGUUGCCAAUGUACAUGAGAGUUUGGAAUGGUUUGCGUACAGUUUGGUAUCAAGAACACCUUCUGCACAAAAGAGCAAAGGAGUGGAUAUUCCACCUGUUUCUGAGAAAACACUUGAUUCUUUGAAUUCCCUUGUCACAGACUUCCAAGAUUUGGCAGAAAUAUGUUUGUUAUUACUCCACCUUGAAGUCCGCGUACAUUGCUUCUACUACCUGCUACCUGUAGCCAAACAGUCCAAUUAUGCAGGCCCAAUUGAUGACCUUGACCCUGACUCCAAUGUUCUGAAGCUCAACAAAGAUUUAUCCAAUAUGGAAGAAGUCUUGUCCCUUAGUUUGCAGCCAAAGAAAUUCAAGUACAUCUUUGAGAGUCUUGGUUAUUUGGUAGCCUCGAUUCUAAUCAACAGUAUCCAGUUUCUAAAAAAGAUGAAUGAAAAUGGAAUCAAAAAGAUGUGUCGUAACAUUUUUGCCAUCCAACAAAACCUGACCAAUAUUACAAUGUCCAGGGAAUCAGACCUUGACCAUGCACGACAAUAUUAUGAACUCUUGUACAUGAGUUCAGAUGCAAUCAUUGACGGCAUUGCAGAGAAAGGAGCCCAGUUCACGGAACAGGAAUAUGUUCAGUUGUUCCAGUUACAGCACCGUAGCCAACCUGGAUCCGCCUAUCAUCAAUUUAUCUUAGGAGCAGCUUGA
Acanthosepion pharaonis is the source of this 1050-nucleotide messenger RNA. NCBI's taxonomy places the organism in Eukaryota, Metazoa, Mollusca, Cephalopoda, Sepiida, Sepiidae. The record is from the annotation of a GenBank genome assembly.